AUGGGCCGUCUGGAGAACAAGAACUGCAUCAUUACUGGAGGAGCUGGUGGAAUUGGUCUCGAGACUGGUAUUCUUUUUGCCCGGGAAGGCGCCAAUGUCCUUCUCUCUGAUAUUUCUGGCCCGGCCUUGGAAAAGGCUGCUGCCAAGCUGAAAGAGGUGGUUCCAGAAGCCAAGAAAGUUGAGACCAAGGUCACCGAUGUAUCCAAAGAAGCCGAUGUCCAGGCUAUGAUUGAGCACGUGGAUUCAUGGGGCGGUGUAGAUGUCCUGUUCAACAACGCAGGCAUUAUGCACGCCAACGACGACGAUGCUGUCAACACGCCUGAGAAGAUCUGGGACUUGACCCAAGCCAUCAACGUAAAGGGUGUAUGGUUUGGUUGCAAGCACGCAGUCAACAGCUUCAGAAAGCACGGCAAGAAGAAGACGAGCGUCAUCAACACCGCCAGUGUGGUUGCAUUGGUGGGUAGUGCAACACCACAGCUCGCAUACACAGCAAGCAAGGGCGCGGUUUUGGCCAUGACCAGGGAACUAGCAAUGGUCCACGCACGUGAGGGCUUCAGAUUCAAUUCGCUGUGCCCAGCACCAUUGAACACACCUCUCCUUCAAGACUGGCUUGGUGACGACAAAGAGAAGCGUCACCGUCGCGAAGUUCACUUCCCCACAGGCCGUUUUGGCGAGGCCGUUGAGCAGGCCCAAGGUGUCCUAUUCCUUGCCAGCGACGAGAGCAGCUUCGUCAACGGAACUGACUUUGUCAUUGACGGUGGCAUGACCAAGUGCUACACUACGCCUACUGGGCCUCCCCUGGAUGCGCCCAAGAACAACGCAAAAUAA
Messenger RNA from Bipolaris zeicola 26-R-13, 828 nucleotides. RefSeq lists its product as uncharacterized. Bases 1 to 828 code for a protein of 275 amino acids. Gene Ontology annotation, molecular function: oxidoreductase activity. The transcript has 3 exons. NCBI's taxonomy places the organism in Eukaryota, Fungi, Ascomycota, Dothideomycetes, Pleosporales, Pleosporaceae. The record is from RefSeq and is a predicted model, not a curated record.